Culicoides brevitarsis is the source of this 1624-nucleotide messenger RNA. Its product is annotated as venom serine carboxypeptidase-like. Gene Ontology annotation, molecular function: serine-type carboxypeptidase activity. Bases 51 to 1469 code for a protein of 472 amino acids. NCBI's taxonomy places the organism in Eukaryota, Metazoa, Arthropoda, Insecta, Diptera, Ceratopogonidae. The record is from RefSeq and is a predicted model, not a curated record. Gene Ontology annotation, biological process: proteolysis. The transcript has a single exon.
CAGUACCAAUUACUUCGUUGACCAUCACAGACGUCAACAAACACAAAAAAAUGCGAGUUUUCUUCCUAUUUUUUGUCAUUUUCUGCGCCGCAAAUGGCUUUUCCAUCAACCAUCCUUUCAAAUUGUCGUCUCCAAUUGCCACGGAAUGGACCGAUGAUCCGGGAAAAGCAUUAUUUUUGACGCCGCUCAUCGAAAAAGGCGACAUUGAAAAUGCGCAAAAACUGGCAAAAGUUCCGUCGCUCGGAAUUGACGUGAAUAGCUAUGCGGGAUUAAUUACUGUCAACAAAACUUUCGGCUCGAAUAUGUUUUUUUGGUAUUUUGAGGCGGAAAAUGAUCCGAAAAACGCUCCUGUGUUGAUUUGGUUGCAAGGAGGGCCCGGAGCGAGUUCGUUAUUUGGUCUUUUUACGGAAAAUGGACCUUUUGAAGUGGGUUCCGAUGGAAAAUUGAGCAAAAGGAAGUAUUCGUGGUCAUUAAAUCAUCAUCUAAUCUUCAUUGAUAACCCAGUUGGGACAGGAUUUAGCUUCACAGAGCAUGAUUUGGGAUAUGCGACGACCGAAGAAGACGUCGCCGCGAACCUUUAUGAGACAAUGCGUCAAUUUUAUGCACUUUUCCCGCAUUUGAAGACCCUUCCGUUGUUCCUGAGUGGCGAAUCUUAUGCCGGAAAGUACGUUCCUGCCUUCGGAUUCGCGAUAGAUCAAAAAAAUGAGGCUUCCGACAAAGAAAUUGUGAUGAAUUUACAAGGCAUGGCAAUCGGCAAUGCUUGGUCCGAUCCUUUGCAUCAAGUUGAACUCGGCGAUUAUCUCUUCGAACUGGGUUUAAUUGACAAAAAUACGCUAAAAAUCUUCCAUGAGUACGAAAAACGAGGUCUCGAAAUGAUCCGCGACGAAGAUUAUUUGGCAGCUUUCAUGCUUUUUGACGCCUUGCUCGAUGGCGAUAUGACUCCCGCCGGAUCCAUCAUGAAAAAUGCCACUGGCAUCACUUUCCCCUACAAUUAUUUGGCGCAACGUGAACCAAUUAAUUACCUUUCGCAGCUAAUUGGUAAUGCGACAUGGCGCAAAGCCAUUCACGUGGGCGACCUGAAAUUCAAUUCCAACGACAACGUGAACGACAAUGCCGUUGCCAAAUAUUUGAUGAAUGACGUCAUGAAGUCUGUCGCUCCCUGGACCGAAUAUUUGCUCAACAAGUAUCGCAUGGUGUUCUACAACGGGCAACUUGACUUGGUUUGUCCGUACCAGCCCGAGACAAAUCACUUGGAAAAUUUGAAAUUUAAUGGCGCGGAAGCGUAUAAAACGGCAGAACGGAUGAUUUGGAAGGUCGGCGACGAUAUUGCUGGGUAUGUGAAGGAAGCAGGCAAUUUAGUUGAAGUGCUUGUACGUGACUCGGGACAUAUGGUGCCAACAGAUCAACCGAAAUGGGCGUUUGAUUUGAUCACGAGAGUCACUCAUGGCAAAGGGUUUUCAUCAAAUUAAGAGAAAUAAAAUUAAAAAAUAAUUUUUAAAUAAUAAAAAAAAAUAAAUCAAUAAAAAUAAUUUUUAAAUUGAGAAAAAAUUAAUGAAAAAAUAUUUUUUAAACAUAAAAAUUAAAUAAAAAUAUUUUUUAAUUUAAAAAAUUAAAUUGAAAAGAU